UGUUGUAGCCUGUGGGCCCUGCAGGUGAAUUCAGCGUGUCUCUGCUGAGGGUGUGUUUGUAAUCCACUCUGGACUGAGAAAAUAUGCGGAGCUGGAGGAUCAACUUGUGUUGCUGUCGCUCUGCGCGCAUGUGUGUGAAUCUGUGGCGGCUGGAGCGGCUGGAGCGACCAGCGCGGCAUUCAGAGCUGCAAGCAGCGACACUUUGACAGCAGGGAAGCAGAGUCUCCGGAAGCAGCAGCAGCAGACGCGACGUGGACGCAGACAGUAAAAACCACCGGCAGCACGAGAGACAGACACCGAGAGACAGACACCGAGAGACAGACACCGAGAGACAGACACCGAGAGACAGACACCGAGAGACAGACACCGAGGAGGAGGAGGAGGAGGAGGAAGAAGAGGAGGUACCUGCACCCAGACUCGUUUUGCCCCGCCGCCUCCGUCCCUCCCUGUCGUCUCUCUCCUCACCCCUCGUACCUCUCGGACCGCUUCCUCGUUAAAAUGGCUGACCCCAACAGCGACGGUGAGAUGCCGGAGAGCGCGCGCGGCUUCGCCCGCCAGGGAGCCCUCCGCCAGAAGAACGUGCACGAGGUGAAGAACCACAAGUUCAUCGCGCGCUUCUUCAAGCAGCCGACCUUCUGCAGCCACUGCACGGACUUCAUCUGGGGCUUUGGGAAGCAGGGAUUCCAGUGCCAAGUGUGCUGUUUUGUGGUCCAUAAGCGCUGUCAUGAGUUUGUCACGUUUUCCUGUCCAGGGGCCGACAAGGGACCUGCGUCUGACGAUCCUCGCAGUAAACACAAGUUUCGGGUCCACACCUAUUCCAGCCCCACCUUCUGUGACCACUGUGGCUCCCUCCUGUAUGGGCUGAUACACCAGGGCAUGAAAUGCGACCACUGCAUGAUGAACAUCCACAAGCGUUGUGUGGCCAACGUUCCAAGCCUGUGUGGAACGGAUCACACAGAAAGGAGAGGACGCAUCCACAUCUCCGCCCACAUCACUGACGAUGUUCUUGCCGUCACUAUCAAAGAGGCAAAGAACCUGGUGCCCAUGGACCCAAACGGCCUAUCGGACCCCUACGUUAAGCUCAAGCUGAUUCCCGACCCCAAGAGUGAGAGCAAGCAGAAGACAAAGACCAUGAAAUGUUGCCUCAACCCCACCUGGAAUGAAUCCUUCACUUUUAAGCUCAAAGAAAGUGACAAGGACCGGCGUCUGUCAGUGGAGGUAUGGGACUGGGAUUUGACCAGCCGGAAUGAUUUUAUGGGAUCACUCUCCUUUGGCAUCUCAGAGCUACAGAAACAAGGAAUUGAUGGAUGGUUUAAACUGCUGUCCCAGGAGGAAGGAGAAUACUUCAGUGUUCCUGUCCAGCCAGACGGAGAAGAGGGGAGCGAGUCGAUACGAAGGCAGAUUGAUAGGGCAAAAAUAGGUCCAGGGAAGCCGUCAGACUCAUCCUCGUCCUCGGUUUGUAAGUACGACAGCAACGGCAAUCAGGACCGUGUCAAACUCGCAGACUUCAACUUUAUCAUGGUUCUGGGCAAAGGCAGCUUUGGAAAGGUGAUGCUGGCAGAAAGGAAAGGUACGGAUGAGUUGUAUGCUGUCAAAAUCCUAAAGAAGGAUGUGGUAAUCCAAGAUGAUGACGUAGAGUGCACCAUGGUGGAGAAAAGGGUUCUGGCUCUGUCUGGCAAACCUCCGUUCCUCACUCAGCUGCAUUCAUGUUUCCAAACCAUGGACCGGUUGUAUUUUGUCAUGGAAUAUAUCAACGGAGGAGACCUCAUGUAUCAAAUCCAACAGGUUGGCAAGUUCAAGGAGCCCCAUGCUGUGUUCUAUGCAGCAGAAAUUGCCAUUGGCCUCUUCUUCCUUCACUCCAAAGGCAUUGUGUAUCGAGACCUGAAGCUGGACAAUGUGAUGUUGGACUCUGAAGGCCACAUAAAGAUUGCAGACUUUGGCAUGUGCAAAGAAAACAUGUUUGAUGGCAUUACAACAAAGACGUUUUGUGGGACACCAGACUACAUUGCUCCAGAGAUCAUUGCUUAUCAGCCUUAUGGGAAGUCUGUGGACUGGUGGGCUUUUGGAGUACUGCUUUAUGAAAUGCUUGCCGGACAGCCUCCAUUUGAUGGUGAAGAUGAAGAUGAGUUGUUCCAAUCAAUCAUGGAGCAUCAUGUCUCUUACCCUAAAUCCAUGUCCAAAGAAGCUGUUGCUAUCUGCAAGGGGCUGAUGACCAAACACCCAGGGAAGCGUCUUGGCUGUGGCCCAGAGGGAGAAAGGGACAUCAAGGAGCAUGCCUUCUUCCGCUAUAUUGACUGGGAAAAGCUAGAGAAUAAGGAGGUUCAGCCUCCUUUCAAACCAAAAGCGAAAUCUCGCAGCGAUGUUGGCAACUUUGACAAGGAGUUCACCAAGAUGGCGGUGGAGCUGACACCGACAGACAAACUCUUCAUCAUGAACCUGGACCAGAAUGAGUUCCAAGGCUUCUCCUACACCAAUCCUGAAUUCGUUGUACAAGUCUGAGGACAUCCCGGUGGUUAGAUGAGGCACAGAAAAAAUAAUCCAAACAGCUCAGCUCUAGUACUGUGCAAAAGUUUUCAACAAUUCCAUAUCAUUUACACUAUUUCUGCCAAAUUGCCUUGGAAUCUUAUAACCUCAGUAAAAACUCUCCCCUCUUUCUGAAGGGCUCUAAAAGCUUUUCUUUGGACAUUCACUGCUUUUUUUUUACUCCUUUUAUCUGAGCAUGACAUCUUCUUGACAAGAUUACUUCAUGAAAUAAAUGUUGGCCAAGUUAGUCAGAUGUCUUCGAUUCACUGCAUUUUAUAUAGCAAAUACUGGUUUAAAGCACCAUUACCAAAGGUUCACUAGAUGUUAGAAAAAGAUUUGGACUAAAACAUUAGGUCAAACAACAGCUUCAACAUAAAUGCUUCCUAUGUGGAGCUUUGCUUAAAGGGAUGCAGUUCAGCUUCUAAAACAGAAGAAACAAAGACAAUUUUGUAGUAGCAACUGCAGUGUGUUAUUAUCAAAGUCAUAAAAACCUUUCAACUGAUUUGUUCAUUCAAAUUUGCAACCCUCAUCUGUACCAGAGUUAGCAGGAGGUUUUCUCCAAAUUUUCUCGAUGAUUCUCUGUGCUGAGAAAUGCUGUUUUUGUCUGGCUUAGCAAAUGGGUAAAAGAUCUUAUCCUCCCGCAGAUAUCAUGUUUUAAUAAAGGAAAACAUGCUGCUCGCUAGUUUUAAGCACUGGUCUGUUGACAUGCAUGCAGCUUUUUCACUUGUUAAAUUGUAUAUUAUCAACUUCAUUUGACUAAUUUGCUUUGAUUUUUCAAGGUCAACCAGUUGUUCUUGUAGCCCCACAAAAACUCUUUCAGCAUGUUUUAGUUCAGUCACUCUUUCAGUGUCUAAGUAUUUUUAUGCAUAAGUGAUGACUAUAAUGACAAAGAAAAUUUCUGCAUACUGGAGUAAAACUGAGAGGAAUGAGAUGCCAAAGUCCAAAGAAAACUUCAACACAUCUUCAAAUAAUAAACAGAACCGUUUCUUCAGACUAUAUUCCAUAGUUUCCUGAAAAACAAAUGAUGAAGGAAUGAUGGAUGAUUCAAGUCUUUUGCACAGUACUGCAUAUUUUGCCACUAACCUAAUUGCAUGCCAGGAAGACAAAUUGACACCAUGUCAUUUAAACACUUAUAUUUUUACUGGGAGUGAUUAUGAGAAUUUUCUUCAAACAGAAGAAUCCCACAAAUGACCUUCUACCAGAGUGGUGAUGUUCACAUCUCCAGGAAACAGCAGCAGUAGAUAACGUUCACAUGACUCACCAUUUACAGCCAACAUGUACCUUUGCGCUAUGUUGAUCAUGAAUAGUGUGUAUGUUUACUUGAUUUCCUUCUCCUAUGCUAGCGAGAGUGAGGUCAUGAAUAUUUUAUAAUCAAUAAGUCAAACAUGGCAACAUGUCAGAACUGACAGGAGUUCAGAGGGGUGCAAGAUUCAGAUCUGGGAUUUAUAACCUCAUGUCUAAGAUAGUCCUGUACUUAGUCUUAAGCAUGCCUUGUCUUCCAAAUUGAUGCAAAAAAAGAAAAACCUAUUAUCUUUCUCACAUAGUCUCAUGACUGUUUGCUUUGCAGUGGGUUGGUGCUGUGUAGGUCGUUACAGUUCAUGUGGUGGAGCUCCUCUAUGCAUGCCAUAUUUGUUGGUACUGUAGUUAAAGAUUUUUACACUGAACAAAAAUACUAAUGCCCCAUGUCAAAUAUUUUAUGAACAUUUGGGUUAUUGUUAUGUGCCUUUUUUCCCUAGAUUAUUUGUAUUAAUUUUAGUUGAAUAUUUUUUUCUUUUGUUUAAUACUUUGGAGUUUGGAUAAUUCCUUUCUUGUAAUUUGUCUCGUUAAUUUGUGGCUGUUGGACCGCCUAUAAAUAGGCUGGGUUGCGUCAGGUGAAGGGCGAUGACCACCACCAAUCACCACUGAGAAUGCGAUCUGACGUGGUGAGCAUAUCUCUACUCGUACCUGACGUCUCCAGCCUGCCAUGUGGUAUUUUUUUAUUCGCUCUUUGUUUGUCUGCUGGUUUUUGUUCAUUGUGAGUUUGGCCUGGUGGGACCGAUUGUCCUGUUUUCGAUUUACUUCUUUGCAGUAGAUUCCAUGUUUCGGUAGUCUGGUACUUGCAGGGGCUUCGACGGGCCUGUAAAGGGUUGGCCCCCUGCUGUACCGUUUUGUUCUUUUUGAUCGCCUUAUCAGGUCCAACUUUCUGUUCAUACUUUGGAAUUUUUGGUUUCUUUUUCCUUUGGGACAUGGGGAACUGAGGAUUCAAUUCUCUUUUUUCUUCCACAGGAAAAUCAAAAGAAGCAGAACCAAAAGAAAUGGUCAAGAGAGUUUUGAAACAAAAUUACUUUUUGAAUCCUCAGUUUUGCCUACAUGUCCUCAAAUAUGUUGUGCCCUUUGUGGACGUAACAGUUAUGCAAUAUAUAGAGAAACUCAAAAUAUAUUUUCAGUAAUUACUGAUCUUCAUAUCAGCAUUAAUAACAUCAUGGUAUGUCUAUUUGUAGCAGAUUGACAGUCCUUUGAACAUGACAGAAUGAAUGAAGAAUUCGAUUUUGACCAAGUUGGCUUCCCGUAUGCAGUCUGACAUGUCUAUUGUGCAGACCAAUAGUUUCAUUAGUCGUGUGUGUCGCUGGUCGUAGCCGAUCCUGCAGAUAGACGAGUCGGAUGUGGGGAUCUUGUGCUGGAGUGGUCACAUGUGGCAGAUGAGGAUGAGGUCGAUUUGCAGUAAUGUCAGUCUGUUGGAAACCAACUCUUAAACGGCCUAUGGUCCCAUAAUGGACAUUGAGCCGUGCAGCUACUGCUCUGGUGGACAUCCCUGCAUCCAACAUGCCAAUGGCACCUUCUGCAUAACUUGCGACAUCUGAGGAAUUAUUAGUUGUGACAAAGUUUGACAUUUUGGGGUGGCCUUUUAUUGACCAGUCCAAUGGUUGUCCAGUUGUUGCUCAUUUUAUCUGAUCAUGCAGUGGACAUGUCCCACCCAUGAACUGAGUAAAAAAAAAACAACUCGCUGAGUAAUGCUCACCGACAGCCAAUUGGACUAAAAAUUAUUCACACAUAAAAGAAAUAUUGCUUUUGCACAAUAAAAGUCAGCAAAUGCUCAUUGACAGUUAACUCCACAUGGAAACAAUAGUUGACAUGUGGUGUUUAUGUUUUUGUUCAGUGUGUUUUUGUUUUUUGACAACAUGGAGGAGAAAACCUUGUGUCCUGAAUGUCAGUUCUUGAAACUUCACAUGUGAAUUCUGCUUUCAUUUCCUCCCCAAAAUGCUGAAAAGUCCACUGCUUCAAAAACUCCUGGGAGAUGAUGAAAUUUCAGGAGAAAAACUUAAGAACUUGAUGUAUACUUCUGUAAGACUUGUGUUUCAGUGUAUGUGUCAAUAUGAGCGAGGAAUUAGAGGUAGGUGUGUUUUUCUUGUAAUAAUACAAUUCUCUACUAUUCCUCACAGUCCAGCCACUUUGCAUUUUUUCCCCCACACAGUUUCAGAGUUAUUCAUAUUUGUCUUCCACUUUUUAUCUUUUCCACUUUCUGGCUUUAGAAUUUGCACUUUAUUGUUAUAAAUUCUUUUUUCCUACUUCUGUACCAGAAUCACAUCUUUAUUUUAAGGUAAUGAAAUGAUCAAGUCAAUAUUUGGAAAUAAGAAGAGACUUACUAUGCAAAAGAAAGAAGGUCAAAAGGAAAAGAAGAAACCCUGAGAGAAUAAAAGGACAUAAUAGAUAUGAUGCAUGCAUCAUCUUUAGCUGAAGAGACAGAUACAAAAGACAUUAAAAUAUUAUCAUACAAUCA
Molecule: messenger RNA, 6280 nt
Organism: Poeciliopsis prolifica (blackstripe livebearer)
Lineage: Eukaryota; Metazoa; Chordata; Actinopteri; Cyprinodontiformes; Poeciliidae
Product: protein kinase C beta type-like
Exons: 17
Coding region: 499-2499 (666 amino acids)
Biological process (GO): intracellular signal transduction; peptidyl-serine phosphorylation
Molecular function (GO): ATP binding; zinc ion binding; diacylglycerol-dependent serine/threonine kinase activity
Source: RefSeq, a predicted model, not a curated record